Frankliniella occidentalis (western flower thrips) is the source of this 743-nucleotide messenger RNA. RefSeq lists its product as uncharacterized. Bases 260 to 589 code for a protein of 109 amino acids. Lineage: Eukaryota; Metazoa; Arthropoda; Insecta; Thysanoptera; Thripidae. The record is from RefSeq and is a predicted model, not a curated record. The transcript is spliced from 4 exons.
AAAUUGACAAGAACAAAAAUCUACAUUGAAACAAUCACACUUCAACAACUUUCCAGUAAACACUACCCCUCCUCCUUAUUGUCUCUUGGCAACAAUGGAACUCAAGGUGACAUCCAAAGUUUACUUGAGUUUCAUCUAACAUAACAAAAAAGGUGAAAAACAUUGCAAAACAGAAAUUUUAAAAAAAAAAUCAACUCACAAAAAUAAGUUUAAGAUAAAAAAAAUGACAUAAUAAGUUCCUACUUACAAAUUUAUUGAAAUGGAGCAGGAAUUAAAACAUUUUGGGGUAGCAGCUGAUAAAAUAUGGAAAGCAAGGGUUUCGCAAGAGAAAUUAUUGUCAUCCAACUGGUCUACAAAAUGGAAGUGGAUGCUUGAGGAAUACAAUACCAUGUCUCUACAAUUUGAAGAACUAAAAAAUUUACGCCCAGCUGUAGGAAGACAAAAAUCAAUAGACGUACGAUCAUGUCAGCCAGUGCCAGAUACCUCAUCUAGGGUGAUUGGCUGGAUAACACAUAGACCGGAAUUUCAACUUGAAAUAUACGGUCCAUAUGUGAAGAAAUUUCCAAUAUUUCCCUCUUCUUCUGAAUGAAGAGAACCUUCAUAAGAUAUCAGGUCUUUCAGCUAAAGCAAACAUGGGAACAAACCUUUACAGAAGUCCCCUUGAGCAACAAAUCCUUGUUGACAAACACAACUUGACUUUGAAGAGGCAUUUCCUAUCACUGUAAUGUGAUUUGGAUCUGGAC